Mollisia scopiformis is the source of this 959-nucleotide messenger RNA. RefSeq lists its product as uncharacterized. The transcript has a single exon. NCBI's taxonomy places the organism in Eukaryota, Fungi, Ascomycota, Leotiomycetes, Helotiales, Mollisiaceae. The record is from RefSeq and is a predicted model, not a curated record. Bases 180 to 833 code for a protein of 217 amino acids.
UGGGAUGGAGUGAGCAUAAGGAUUGGAGUUUGGGCAUAAAAGGGUAGCUUUCAACAAACGCCAGGGAACAUAAUUCAUACGGACUUCGAAUCCAGCUGGAUGCUUGUUGGUAACCUCUUUGAAUAUCUGGGGAGUGAUGUUGACUUUGUGAUUUGGAAUGGCCAUUUCCUACUCCCAGCAUGCAAUGUAAACCAAGUGGUACUACGAUGCUGAUACCUAUAUCCCAUCAUUCCCCAUCAGUGUUUUGUACACAGACUCGUGCUUCAUUUCCUCUCAAACCGCACCCUUCUGUUCCCAACGAACAUUCCCAGGAAAUCCUCAUCAUCUCUGUUCUUGCCCUUUCCCCACCAUCCACUUCCGUUAUUCUCCUUCUUCUCUACAAUCCAGCAAACCUUCACACUCUCCCUGCCCCAGAAAUCCUUCCCAAGCACAACCUUUCCGUGCAUGCUCCCAACACCGUCAAGCCCCUGACAAAGUCUAGCCUCAACCUCAACCUUCAGAAUCUUGUUUUCCGUAUCCCGGAUCUCAAGAGGGAGAAUCACACAAUCAUACCCCUUAACCGCCUUCUCGCCUGGAAAGACAGAUGGGGACGGUGGUCUAUGUGGAUAUGUUUUAUCCAGCAGGAAAGAGAAGUUUUUGUUCAAAGUCGCGAAUGUGAUGUAGGAGCGCGAACAAAGAGGAUCCAGGCGAAUCUCGAGUGUUGGUGUGAGGGUGUGGGUGAGUGGUUUGUUGCGCGUGAGGAGAGGAUUUUCCGGUUCGUUGAUGGUAGUCAUUGUUAUGAUGUCUCAACUUAUGUCGUAAUACGACGAGUAGGUGUGUCGUUGGCUAAGUAGCAUUGGAUGUUUGAGUGGGAAGUUUGUGUUUCUGGUUUGUUCUUUGCGUUUCUUGCUUGCGAAUUGGUUUGCGCUUUUUAUGAUUCAGAAAUCGGUUAUUGGCCUGAAUGUUUUGCAGAUCAAAUA